Messenger RNA from Batrachochytrium dendrobatidis JAM81, 1154 nucleotides. RefSeq lists its product as uncharacterized. Lineage: Eukaryota; Fungi; Chytridiomycota; Chytridiomycetes; Rhizophydiales. Bases 127 to 1116 code for a protein of 329 amino acids. The transcript is spliced from 3 exons. The record is from RefSeq and is a predicted model, not a curated record.
CUUGUCUUUAAAGCCUCAAACCUCUUGGAUGGUCACAUCAUAUUUCUGGACUGUGAAGGCGGUGCAAAUCACAACCAGACCGCCCUUCCUUUUGUCAUUGGUCUGGCUGCUCGCUUAUCAGCCCGUAUGUAUAUCUUUGAGCGAGCUUGCUUCACUACAAAUGGCCUUGAUACCGUCAUGCAGGUCUUAAACAUGGCAAAUGCUACUGCUACAGAUCAAACAUGCAUACCCAAAUCCAUUGUUCUUGUUGAAAAUAUGACCAUCAACCAAGAAAUACCCAACACCACUCUUCUUCAGGAUCUGCUGUGCGAGGAUGAGGGCGAUGAGGCAAUCAACUGUAUUCGCUCCCUUAUCAAGGAUCGUUUUCAAGUAGAAUUCAACAAAAUUCCGUAUAAUAAUGAUCCUAGAAAACUUCGUGAUUCCGGAUACGGCAGACAAACUAUACUCAGUCAGUAUGAUGACGUCUGUUGCGAGAUGGCACAGGGUAUAAUUGAUAACCUGGUGCCAUUUGAAAUUGGCGGUGUGCAGGGUGAUGGUGCCAUGGUUGUUCAGCUGAUUAAUGAGUUGAUUCUACAGAUUCGAAGAGGUGGAAACAGAUUCAACAUGGUAACAGCUACAGAGGCACUGGUCAACAACAUGGCUAUGGAGGCAGCAACAACAUUGUGGAACAACAUGAUGACCCAACUAAAGUUGUCUGGUAACCUUCCAACUCAAAUCACUGGUCGAAAACCACUUGAAGCAAUCAUGCGUGAAGUCGAGCGUGUUGCCAUCCCUGCAGUACAUGAUCUUGAUUCCUUUGUUUCCAGACUUGAACCUCCUGGGCCUGCCUGCGUAGGCAGACAGUACUGGGAUCGCAUGUAUGAUGACCUUCAACGCGAGAUUCGGGAAUCCUAUAUUCUCAAACAUGAAAAGGUAAUGCGAUAUAGAGCAUGGCGGGAUCGAACUCAUAUUGUCAUGGCACACAUGUAUGCCUUAAUCUGGCAAACAUUGCACUAUAUUUCUCAGUUUGUUCGAUAUGCAAGUCGGGUAGUUGCACAUACUGGAUGGUUUUCUUUGACAAAUAAGCUUGGGCUUGGAAUGAUCCGAAAUGCAUUUUUUAAAGGGAUUUUGGUUUGAUUGUAAUUUGAUGAGAGUUGAAUAAAUUAAGCACUAUA